Rhodamnia argentea is the source of this 1157-nucleotide messenger RNA. RefSeq lists its product as uncharacterized. The record is from RefSeq and is a predicted model, not a curated record. The transcript is spliced from 3 exons. NCBI's taxonomy places the organism in Eukaryota, Viridiplantae, Streptophyta, Magnoliopsida, Myrtales, Myrtaceae. Bases 62 to 925 code for a protein of 287 amino acids.
CCCACAAAGCACACUCCACAGAGAGAGAGAGAGAGAGAGAGAGAGGGGGAGAGAGAGAGAGAUGGAUAACAUGGAAGAAGAUGAGAAGCUGGUUCAGAUGGUCCAAGACUUCAUCGAAUCUGAUGACUACCCAUCAUCACCAUCUUCAUCAUCUUCCUCCCGGUGCUUGGAAGCUUCUGAUAAUCAUCACCACUCCUAUUACUUUGCCUUGAGGGGUGUGCUUGAAAGCGGAACACGAGCUGAGGUUGAUGUCCUCAAGAGUGUGUUGAAGCACAUGAGACGCAAGAGGGUCACAGAGAAGACCACGGGCUUGAAGAGAUGGUUGGUGAUGCGGCUGAAGAUGGAUGGCUUCCAUGCUUCUCUCUGCCACACUUCUUGGGUCACCUCCUUCUGUUGCCCCGGCGGGGAUUAUGAGUACAUCGAAGUGUUGACGAAGGAUGAGGAUGGCCAUCAGAAUCAUCACCAGCACCAUCAGACGAAGAGGCUAAUAGUGGAUGUGGACUUCAAGUCUCAGUUCGAAGUGGCGAGGCCCACACAGAGCUACAGGGAGCUCACGGACGCGCUGCCACUGAUCUUCGUCGGGGACGAGGUCAAGCUCAACCAGAUCAUCUCCCUCCUCUGCUCGGCGGCCAAGGAGUCGCUUCGGGAGCGAGGCCUCUACUUGCCUCCAUGGAGGACCACCGCUUACAUGCUCUCCAAGUGGCUCUCCGAGAGCCGCAUCGGAGACCCAGUUUCAAGAACCGUCGGUACUGCCGGUGGCGCCUCAACCGCAGGCGACAGAAAAGAUGGCGAUCCCGCGCACAAGAUCAAGAACGGUGCUGCUUUCCUGCCCAAAUCUAUGGUGAAAUCCAAGAAGGGCGAUCUGGGUAAUCGUGGGUCCGGCCUGUCUAGCCAAUUCUCGAACAUGAGCAUCAACUGCUGCUGAUUAGAGUGAAUUAAUUCUGACUUUUGAUGUUUGUUUCGGACAAGGAAAUUGUCCAAGAUUUUGACGAAUUUUGGGCUGGUGAGUGAGUGAUCUGUCUCGAAGUGAAGAGGAAAACGUAAUUUUCUUUUUGUUGAUGAGGAGUUAAUAAAUAUUGAACCGAUUAUUGCCCUACAUUAAUUGGUGAAUAGCCUUUCUUCAAUUGUCUAAAUAAUUUAUUUAUCCAGGAUAGAAU